Monopterus albus (swamp eel) is the source of this 2619-nucleotide messenger RNA. Its product is annotated as macrophage mannose receptor 1-like. Lineage: Eukaryota; Metazoa; Chordata; Actinopteri; Synbranchiformes; Synbranchidae. The transcript is spliced from 21 exons. Gene Ontology annotation, molecular function: carbohydrate binding. The annotation marks the transcript as partial. The record is from RefSeq and is a predicted model, not a curated record.
UGCUUCACUUUCCUGUGUUCCCUUCAAAUUAAAUUGAUCUUUCUUAAUUCAAAGUGUCACAUUUUGGCUGUAUCUUCAGCUCACUGCCAGUGUCAGCCAGGCUGGAGGGAGUACCAGAACAAAUGUUACUUCUUUUCAACUGAUGUAAAGUCAUGGCUGGAGGCUAAUGAGCUUUGUUUGGAGCAACACAGCAACCUGAUGAGCAUUCAAGACAUUCAGGAGAGGAUGUGGGUGAGAACACAAAUCGGUCAAGAGAUCUUUUGGAUUGGCUUGAACGAUCGAGUUGUAGAAGGUGUCUGGGAGUGGACUGAUGGGAGUCCUUUUAUAGAAACCCUAUCAUACUGGAUGCCAGGCCAGCCUGAUAACUGGGGCAGCGACCCAGGAGAGGACUGUGGGCAGGUUGUAGGUUAUAGCUCUGGACACUGGAAUGAUGAAACCUGCAGUGCUAAGAGAAAAUAUAUCUGCAAGCACGUCAACUCCAAUCCUAGCCCUCAGUGUGACUUUGCCAAUAAUUGGACACAGUAUGGCUCAAACUGCUACAGGCUAAAAGUAGACACAAGGAAGAGCUGGGCAUCAGCCAGAUAUGACUGUGUGCAGGAUGGCGGCGACCUGGUGUCCAUUGCCUCAGCAGAAGAAGAGCAGUUUGUCACAUCAAUGCUGGGCCCGCUUCAUCCUGACCACUGGAUUGGGCUUUCCACACUGAAAUGCAACAAGAUUUCCUGUCAAGUCGAAGUGGGUAACAGCCAGUUUACCUGGUCUGAUGCCGUCCAAGUGGGGUACACAAACUGGGCCGGUGGGGAACCUACAGUUGACACACAGGCUGGCUCAUGUUCCACAAUAAUCAAAGAUAGGUCAGCUGAUUUUGGUAAAUGGAGGACCCAUAUGUGCAGAUAUGAGCGUCCUUACAUGUGUGAACGACCACUGAACACCAUCUGCCCUCCUGGCUGGUUGAGCUUUGCAGGCAGUUGUUAUUGGAUGGUCAGUAAUAUCAACCUCUUGACCACCUGGCAUGAUGCCCUCACCAAGUGCUCUGAUAUGGGGGCCCACCUGCUGAUUAUUAAUAGUCAAGAAGAACAGUUCUUCAUAAAUGGGAAGCUUCCAGACUUUCACCAAGUGGACAUUCCUGACAUCUGGAUCGGAUUAUCAGAUAAGGACCAGGACGGGGUUUUCAAAUGGGUGGAUAAAACUGCAAUUACCUUUUCAAACUAUGCACCCGGUUGGCCCAAAAACACUGUAGGUUUCUGGGACUGUGGCCAGAUCUUCACAGGAAAUUAUGAGGGCAAAUGGGAAACAACCAACUGCUUCAAACUGCUGGGCUACAUUUGUGAGAUGACAGGUGGACAGAACCCCAAACCAACUUCAGCUCCUGAGUUCCACUGUGACCCUGGAUAUUUGCUGUAUGGGAACUUCUGCUAUUUUUUUGAGAGUGAGACAGUGAAAAACUGGCAAGAUGCUGAGGCUCGCUGUAACACAGAGCAAGGUCACCUGGUCAGCUUCCACUCAGAGGAAGAGCUGAGUUUCAUAAAUGCUCACUUGCCGGGUGAAGCCUGGACCGGUUUGAACGAUAUCAACGUUGAAAACACUUUUGUAUACACCGAUGGAACUCCUGCAGACGUCGUCCCGUGGGCAUCUGGCCAGCCAGACAAUUGGCAGAAUAAUGAGGACUGUGUGCACAUCAGAGGGAUAAAUCACAUCGAACCUGGGAAACUCAAUGACGAUUUCUGCACCACCUCAAGGGAAUAUAUCUGCAAAAAAGGCAAGGGACUAGGCCCUCCUCCCCAGCCCCCAACGUCUGGACCAGGAUGGAAUGAUAAAUGUGGCUCUUGGACACCUGAUCCUUUUAACGACUACUGCUACCUGUUUAACUACCUGUCAAUGAGGACAUGGGCAGAGGCUCGAGCCGACUGUGUUAACCAGGGAGGAGACCUCAUCAGUAUCACUGAUCCCUCUGAACAGGCCUUCAUACAAGGUUUGAUCCAGCAGAGUCCCACGGGGAUCUCUCUGUGGAUGGGCGGUCAUGACUCCAUCACUGAAGGCGGCUGGGCGUGGACAGAUGGCGCCCCUUUCAGAUACAUCCACUGGAGUGCAGGUAACCCAGAUGACUAUUAUGGUGAAGACUGCCUGUCUAUACUAAUUAACAACGGCUACUGGAACGAUGACAACUGUGAGAACAAAAGAGGAUACAUCUGCAAGCGGAGAGGAAGGACACCUAAGCCUCCUCCUCCUCAUGAUGGUUUUAUGACAGCACUGGUGUGCGAGGACUCAAGUGCUGUCAUUCACUGUCCAGAGGAAAGUGUAAUUAACAUCCAGUCUGCUUUCUAUGGACGAAAGAGUGCCGACAUCUGUCCACACCUGGGUGGCUCAGGAGCAAGCUGCACAGUGGAUGGUGUCCUUCCUUCAGUUAGAAAGAUGUGUGACAAUCAUCAAUACUGCUUCGCGUACGCCCAUGUGGAGGUGGACCCUUGUCCCACUGUUUCCAAAUAUCUCGAGAUUGUCUAUAGCUGUGAACAAAAAGUGUGUCUGCAUGGUCUGGGUGUCGAGGAUGGAAACAUCACCGACUCCCAGCUCUCUGCUUCCUCCUCCAAGGGCCUCUUCACUAAUGCCAUCUGUUCUGGUUAA